Nymphalis io (European peacock) is the source of this 2759-nucleotide messenger RNA. RefSeq names its product lysM and putative peptidoglycan-binding domain-containing protein 2 (gene red). Bases 18 to 707 code for a protein of 229 amino acids. The transcript is spliced from 4 exons. The record is from RefSeq and is a predicted model, not a curated record. Lineage: Eukaryota; Metazoa; Arthropoda; Insecta; Lepidoptera; Nymphalidae.
UUGUUAUUCAUGUAAUCAUGUCAUUUUGUUUUACGUCAAAAAUGGAGGAGGAUCGUCUUUUUGAUGAGCGAAUUUCAAUUCGGGAAUCUGCUCGACCUUUAAAAAAGUAUGGGAGUACAUGCAACCAUAUGAAAAGGAACGAAGAAUAUAUUAAACAUGUGAUGGCAAAGGGUGACACUUUACAAGGAAUUGCUUUGAAAUAUGGUGUUACUAUGGAAAAAAUAAGGCGAGCCAACCGGUUGUUUACUACGGAUAGUUUGUUUUUGAGAGAAUAUUUGUUGAUCCCAGUGACCAAAGAUUCUCCAUUUUACGAGAACGGCGAGAGGGUCACAGAGCUUGCUCCGCCGAGUCAUCGUGCAUCUAUCGCUGGUAUGCCAACUAGAGACUUUUCACCAGGGAGUCCAGAUGAAAAAGAGUCCUUCGAUAAUUUCCUCAACAGAUUGGACUCUUCCAUUGCUAACAUCAAGAAGCAUGUAGAGAAAACCAAGGAGAACAGUGAGUUUGUGAAAGACUUGGAAGACGGUUUUGUAAGGCACCGGCCGACGGCACGUCUCAGGCAAUCGGCAUCGAUGGGAGCUUCGACGUCCUAUAAUGAGGUCAUCCCGCCGCCCUUACCGCCUCCGCCCUCAGCGCUGACACAAGGCCGGCGGGUGGACAGCUCCUUGAAGCGUCUGGAAAGGGCACACGAUGAUUUGUUCCAAUUGUAGCGGCCAAGACAGCGCAGAUAUGCGCGACUAGAGUGAGCCCGAUACUUCAUAACUGAACAACAGUCAUCGAAUGUAUCGGCUACUGGAAUAAUUUCAACUCGGAAGUGUAUGAACUGAAUACGCUUGGUGAGUUCAUUGCGAGGUCACGGCGAGUGAUAUUAGAUAAUAAAUAAUUGUAAAUUAAUUUCUGUUUGUUAACAUUGACCAUUUUGGUCCUUCGAGCCGGAUGAGCAGCUUGUAUUGUACGCAAUGAUAGGAUGGUGUGUAAAUUGUUGAAGAAUUGCUUUGCUGAAUUAGAACAAAAAAUGUAGAGAUUAACUCUUCAUAAUUGGUAUAUAAUCUAUAAAAUGUAGGUGUCUAUCUAUCUAUACACUAGCUGAAUUAAAGUAGUCGUUAUACCAAGAACUAGUAAGCACGUUGUAGAAGUUUGUUGUUCAACUAACCAUCCUAUCACUUGCAUUUGUCAAUAGCCCGAUCCCCGAGGAUAAGUUAAUAAAAAACUGAAGCGUAUAUGUAUUUAUGACGUCCUCGUUGUCUACGUCACGAACCGUCUGACAAAAAAAAAUCAACUAAUACUAUUAUAACAUUAUAAAUAUAUGUAUAAUAAUAUAAAUGUAAUAUAAGCAUAGCGAAUUAUUUUAACGUAAUUAAUCUUGCUUAUCCGUUUACGUAUUUAUAAUAAACUCUUAGUUAUAAAAAAAUGUAAUCUAUGUACAAUAUUUAUAUAUAAAGUGUAUUGACGUUGUGUGCUGUGGAAAUUUCAUCUCCACUCGUCCAUGUGUUUACAUAAUGAAAUAUUUAAAAUUAGAUAGCAAACUGUUAUUGCUGUGAAUCAUAUGUACCAAGGUCACAAGAUCACAGAUAAAAAAAUCUCUAUUUGCUUCGAAGUAAUACACUAACAGAGUUAUAAAAAUGUGUUAUUUCUUCUGCCACGUAUUAAAAAAAUGUUGUAUAAUUAUAUUUAAAAAAUAUCAAUAAAUUUAUAAGUAACAGUAACAGCCUGUUAAUGUCCCACUGCUGGGCUAAUGCCUCCUCUCCCUUUUUGAGGAGAAGGUUUAAAUUUAUAAAAGUGACCAUUAUUAAUUUGUAUACAAUCCUUAGCCAACCCCCUCGUUAACGUUAAAUUUCCCACUGGGCAAAAUAUAUUUCAAAUAUGGACACAUCUAUAUGUAUGUAUGAUUCUAUAUAAAUAUUUUUUAUAAACAAAAUUUGAAUAAUUUGGGUCCAUCUAUUGUUUAACUCCUGGAAUAAGUCCUCGGAAAAGCGAGUACCCUUUUUUUAUUACAUUAUUAUAUAAUUUAAACGAGUACAUAAGGUUUUGCUAUGAUAUAAAUAUACAAAACAGUUUUAGAUCAAUACUUAUCCUGCCUCGGAAUCAAUCAAAAAUACAUUAAUAGUUUUAUUCAUAUAAAAUAUAAAUUAAUCUAAAUUGAAAAAAAAAAACUACCAAAGGAAUUUGAUGUUAAAUUGGUAAUUGUUUUUAUUUCUGAAUUUUAUAUUUUAAAUAAAAAAAAAACAAAUGUGAAAAGUUUAUUGUUUUAGAAAGUAAUGAAUAACUAUGUAUUUAUUUUAACAUAAUAUGUGAUAUUUUUAAGUCAUGUUGCUGAUUCUAUCUAUGAAAGAAACGAGAUCCUUUGAAUUAAACGGCAUCUUAAAUUUUACUACUCUAUACCAUAUCCGUAUGUAAUAAAUGCUUGAUAAAUAUUUUAAACUUUUUUUCUAAAUUAAUAUGUGACGUGAUUUCAUAAUGAUGAGAAAUGUUUGUAAUAAUCUACAAGUUACUUUUUAUAACCUUAAUAAGAUUAUCGUUGAAUGACGUUUUUUUUUUGUUAGUAAGAGCAAAUAUUUUGAUAUAUGUAAUAUCUAAUUGUAAUAUCAUUACACGAAGUUUGUGGUUAUAUCGUAUAAAUAACUGUCGGCACUAAUUAAUUAUAUUGGUGUUUAAAAUUUAAUGAAUGUUGAGCUUGAUAGAAUAUAUUAAUAAAAUAUAAAUAAUCACAUCUGUUAGAUUUAAGGAACUUUCUAUCGAGUCAUUGAUGUUAAUCUUUAAUA